Poeciliopsis prolifica (blackstripe livebearer) is the source of this 5995-nucleotide messenger RNA. It is a transcript of the gene espn, whose product is annotated as espin. The transcript has 15 exons. Gene Ontology annotation, biological process: actin filament bundle assembly. The record is from RefSeq and is a predicted model, not a curated record. Gene Ontology annotation, molecular function: actin filament binding. Bases 674 to 3454 code for a protein of 926 amino acids. Gene Ontology annotation, cellular component: cytoplasm. NCBI's taxonomy places the organism in Eukaryota, Metazoa, Chordata, Actinopteri, Cyprinodontiformes, Poeciliidae.
GUGGAGCUUUUGACACUGGAUGCUUUGAAAAACACGCAUCCCAUUGGUCCAUCAUUUCCUCCGGGGAUUACUGAACUUCCAGCGUCUUUUCCGUGCUGCUCCUUUAAUUUUGUGAGCCGAUUUUCAGCGAGCAGCAACUUGUUCCAGGCUCAGCGGUCCUCCCUCUGCUGGAUUAUUUAUCAGGCGCUCCGUCCCGCGUCGCCAUCUGCUCGAAGGAGAGAGAGAGGGAAAAAAACACAACAGGACUCUUCAAGGCACAUGAUAGGAGACAUUAACUAGGUAGAAAAAGUAAACACGCUAAUUAUAAAUUGUUUAUAGGACUCAGGAGAUCUUGUGCAACAGGUGUUCAGGGGAGUCCUGCUUGUCAGAGCUGAAGCGGAUGAAGUUGGUUCAACCAGCGGAGGAUGCGGUAUUUUCAGCCCAGCGUGUGAAGAAGAUGAUUUGUGUUUGCUUCUCGGACGGAUUCCGCCGUUUGUCGACCCAUGGAGCAAUAACCGAGCUCGUCCACAGAGUUCACCCGGUGGCUGGCCUGUGCAGAGGCUUUCCGGACGCAGCGCUGCUGGCCCUGUGCGCCCGGUGAGCCGAGUCAGGGAGGAGGAGGAGAAGGAGGCAGGGGGGGUCACAACAGGCAACCGAGGUUACGGAGCCGCCUCACCCGCAGCCGGCUGCAGCCAUGGUGGCGGAGGGCGACAGGUCUCUGGUAGCGGCCAGGCAGGGAGACGUGCAGACCCUCAAAACGCUGUUGGCAGCGAAGGUGCUCGGCAGCGACGUCAAGGAUGUUCUGGGGGCUUCGCCGGUCCACCACGCAGCCCGGGCCGGGAAGCUGACCUGCCUGCGCUUUCUGGUGGAGGAGGCAGGGCUGCAGGGUAACUGCCUGGCAAACAACGGGGCCAGUCCGGCCCAUGACGCGGCAGCCACGGGCAACCUGGCCUGCUUACAGUGGCUGCUGACGCAGGGGGGGUGUCGGCCGGAGCACAAGGACAGCUCUGGAGCCACGGUUCUCCACCUUGCGUGUCGCUUCAGUCACCACGAAAUCACCGAAUGGCUGCUGAAGAGCGGUGAGGUGGACCCCGGGGCCGCCACCGACACAGGAGCCCUACCUGUUCAUUAUGCAGCUGCCAAGGGAGAUCUGGCUUCUCUCCGACUGUUACUUGGACACAGCCCAAAUGUCGUCAACUCCCAAACUAAGAAUGGUGCCACGCCGCUCUACCUGGCCUGCCAGGAGGGUCACCUGGAGGUCGUCCAAUACCUGGCCAAGGACUGUGGGGCAGAUCCGGGCAUCAGAGCCAACGACGGGAUGACGCCUCUGCAUGCCGCUGCUCAGAUGGGCCACAGCACCGUCAUCGUCUGGCUGAUGAGUUUCACAGACAUCAGCCUGGCGGACAGGGAUGGCGACGGGGCCACGGCCAUGCACUUCGCCGCCAGCCGUGGCCAUGCAAAGGUGCUCAGCUGGCUGCUGCUGCACGGAGGAGAGAUAGUCACCGACAACUGGGGAGGGACCCCUCUUCACGACGCAGCGGAGAAUGGGGAACUAGAGUGCUGUCAGAUACUUGUGGUAAACGGAGUGGAGCUGGGCAUUCGCGACCAGGACGGCUUCACGGCUGCGGACCUGGCUGAAUACAACGGCCACUCCCAGUGUGCCAAGUAUCUGCGCACGGUGGAAAACAUGAGUGUGGAGCAUCGGGUUCUGUCUCGAGACCCUUCGAUGGAGCUGGAGUCCAAGCAGCCGGACUCGGGCCUCUCCUCCCCGAACACCACCAUGCCUCCAGCCAGCCAGGCAGCGCACUUCGACAUCGGCUCGCCGUCCAGCUCACUGUCCAACUACGACUCUGCCAACUCCAGCCAGUCCAGCACCGGAGAGAAGAGAAGCAGCCUUACAAUGUCUCGAGGACCUCCCACCCAGCUGAACACAGUUGCACAUCAAGGUGCAUCAGAGUCGGCCAUUUCAGACAUGCAGGCCUACAUGGACAUGCUGAACCCAGACAUCGGCGCUGACACGGCCAACAGGAACGAGAUCAGAGCCGACGGUGCACCCAACCCUCCGCCUCCUCCAACUUAUCCUCCUCCGCCUCCCCCUCAAGCUCCGCCAGGUCUCCCGCCAGCUCCGGGCUACCCGGCGCCUCCGCCCCCGCAAGAGCCCCAGUCGGCCGAGUUCCUGAAGGUGAAAAGCAACUUGCGGCACGUGGACAGCAAAAGCAGCAAAAAAGAGCAGCUGACUCCUGGGGAGAGCCACGAGAAACUGCGGCGAGUGGAUUCAAACAGGAAGUCGAGGAGCUUCAACAAACAGCCCAGCACUGGGGACUACUACAAGAGUCUGGGCAACGACACGGCGGAGCCCCGUGGGAGCAAAGGCAUGGCGCCCAACGAGGAGGGUUCGGUAUUAUUGGAGGAGCCUACAGAGAGUCCCGCCCCCACCUCUGAAAAUGGCACCACAGAGGAAUCUGCGUCGCCUCCACAGCCGCCUCCACCACCGCCUCCACCGCCUCCUCUCCCCCCCAGCAAUCCGAUGCCAACGCCCCCUCCUCCCCCUCCGCUGCCCACCGGGGCACAAACCACCCAGAACAACGGCAGCACCGCCCCCAGCUCCACCCCCGCCUCCAACGACAACAGGCGCCCAUCUUCCUCAUCAGGAAGCAGGAAUAUCUCUGUCUCCCACCCAGACAGAGGGCUGCUUAGACAGAUGAAGAGCACCAAAUCUUUCAACAUGAUGUCCCCCACCGGAGACAACUCAGAGCUGCUGGCAGAGAUCAAAGCUGGAAAGAGUCUCAAGCCCACGCCUCACAGUAAAGGCUACACCACUGUGUUCUCCAACACAGGGACGACAGGCAACAAUGGAACCACUACACCUCCAGAGACCCAAACAUCUACCCCACCCGCCAAGCCACCCUCCCCUCCACAGUCCAGCCCGCCUGUUACCUCCCCGCCCGUCACCCCGAGCCCCAGCCCCAGUCCCAGUCCCACUGGUUCCAGGAACAUGUCAGGCUCUGCGAGCUAUGAGCAGCUGUCCUCCAACUCCGUCGUCAACGGGGACGGCGGAGCUGGUGCCGCGCAGCCGGAGUCGGGAAGGAAGACGAGCCUCGCCGACAUUGAGGCGCUGGUGCCCACUCAUGAUGAGCAGGGGAAAGCCAUCCCUGAGUGGAAAAGGCAGGUGAUGGUGAGGAAGCUCCAGGCCAAGAUGCAGGAGGAGGAAGAGCACAAACGCAAGGCUGAAGAGGAAGCAAAGCGCCUGGCUUCCAUGCCAGCCUGGAGAAGGGACAUGAUGAAGAAGAAAAUGGACGAGGAGAGAUGUGACAGGGAACAAAAAAGAAAAGCAGAACAGCAGGCCAAACAGGCAAAGGAGUCCGAGGAGAAGCAGGAGCUGGAGCGACUACGGACCUUGGGAUACGAUGAGACCAAGCUGGCCCCCUGGCAGCGGAAGCUCAUUCUGAAGAAAGGGGACAUAGCCAAAAAAUGAACUGGACCGUUUUCCCUGCAGCGUUCUGCGUCCUCGCACACUCGGUCCAAAGUGUCUCCCUCCUCCAUUCUUUAACCCGCCGCCGAACAGACAGAGGUGAGGAGAGCUCGUCUCCCCCCCCCCUCCUGAAACUCUGUUGUGUCACUCUUCGGGGCCCCGCAGUACCUGAGGCCCGCUUCUGCGGUUGCUGCCUGUCCACACAAGCUCUGAGUCUCGGCUCUGGUGAAACACAGCAGAGUGACCCCACACCUCUUUCUAAAAGUCUCAUGGACACAAAUGAUUGUUUAGCAAAGCAUUUCUGACAUGCACUGACCCUCUUUACUUUCUUUCACUUUGCUAAGGCACUUGUUAAAGAACACUAAGUCAAAAUCACUGCUGGUGUAUACUUACAUUUCUACAAAACUGCAAAUUAUUGGAUGAUGUCACGUAGGAGAUUUAAGUUUUUUAGUAGAUGAAACGGGUGACAUAUGAGGCUGUUGUUGCUAUGAAAUUGUCUAUUUUUCAGACUAAUCGAAAGAAAAGUGGUUCAGAUAUAUAAUUUGUAAUCAAUAAGCAGCCAAUGCAUUAAUAAGAAUGAGUAGUGUCCCAUCGAUAUUUCGUCUUAGUCAUAACAUUUAGUGUCAAGCUCACAGAUGCACUGAUUGUGCUGUUAUAGGAUAGUCCAGCUUUACACACAAAUGAAUGACUGAAUGUAGUGUGAAGCACCCUGGCGUCCUCUGGACCUGAUGAAGCGCUUUACAAUUUCAGGCCAUUUACACAGGAAACUGAGGUUGGCGGAAGUGCGUUCCCAAUAAUCUUCCUCCUGGAAAUCCAAUGGAAAAUGUAAAGCAUCUGGUGACACACAAGGAAUUUUUUUAAGGAAAUGCUUUGCAUGUUCCGCUCUCACUUUAUUUCCGACAGGAAAAUCCUUGAUAGCAGAUCACUUCCUACCUCUGUUUCCCCAUGUAAAUAUUCAUCAGAUUCUGUAGAAAAACCCACUCAGUGCAAAUAAAUAGACAUUGAUCCCAGUGAUUUCUGCGGGCAAGAUAUUCAUUUCUUAUGACCUCUUAAUAGAGCCUCAAAUAAACCUGAAUUAUCCCUUUAAUAUUCUGCCAGUGUUUUGGCAGAAGCUACCGCCGGUUGUUUCAUUUAUAUUCCGCCUCAAAGCUAACAGUUUAUUAAUAUUUAUUCAAUGAGGUCAUUUUCCAAAUAAUUUGUAAUAAUAAUAAUAACUAGUAUGAUUUUCCAUUAACUGCUAGAAGCUCUUGUAUCAGAGAAAUAAAGCAAAGCUCAAAUUUAUUAUUAUAAUGUUGUAAUGCGACCGGGAUGUCAAACUACGUCGUUUAAUCGUGAUUGUGACUUUUUUGUGAAUCGCUGCAUUAUAAGAAUCAAACACGUUUUUAAUGUUUAAUCACAAGGAUGCCGGUAAUCUAAGGUGGAACCCGCUCCCCCACAAAAUAAGACAAAAGAGCUGCGACUCACAGCAGCCGUCUGAUCCGAACCCAUCCGUUUGUUUCUUGCCUCCGUCCCACUGAGCUGCAGGAUGAAUCUUUGAUGAACGGAUCCGCUUACACAUCACAGAGACCACUCUGUCUUCCACAGGCGGGCUCACAGUGAUAAACUUACACUGCUGGUUGGGCGAGUCGACAUGCUCUAGCAUGUUCAAAAUUAACACUAACCAGUCGCAAAAGUACUGUAUGAUUCACUUUUAGGCAUUCAGAGAUCUUUUGUCCAGGCUGAGAACUGUGUCAUCAUUUCUCCCUUUCCAAAUUUUAAAAUACUUUUUACAACCCAUAAAACAUUCGAACGGUGUUAACCUGUUGAGAGCCGUGGUUCCCAAAGUCUGGGUCAGGACCCGAAUAUGGGUCUUGAAACACCAAGUGUGAGGUCUUUAGAUUAUCUAAAGAACUUUAAGUUGAACUAAAAAAAAUUAUUAUUUGUUCCAUUUUUUUACUUUAAAAGCUAUAAUAAAAAAAUAAAGAUAAAAUCUGUAGUUGUAAAUGGAUAAAAAAAAUAGUGUAAUAGUUAAGGCUGUCUUGUAGCUGCACUCAUUAAAUGGGUCAUUAGUUAUGUUUGUGUAUGUCAAACAGCAAUAGUCAAUUUUGUGGGUUAGAAACUGGGAAAAAAAAUGGGAGACACUGGUUUGAAGGUCAUUAGAAAAUAAAUAUUUUGGAAUAGAGCAUGCAUCGUUGCUUUUCCAUUUAAUGAAGUUCUUUUCCCGUUUUGUAAUCUCAUCAUUACAAAUAAUCUCUUUAAUUCAUCUGGUCGGGUUUGAUUGAUCAUUUGGAAAUAUUCUGACUCACUUCUCAUCAGAUGCCAUAUGAUAUUAAAAUUUCAAAUAAUGUACAUCAUUGCCAUUUAAUUUUCUAUACAUAUAUUAAUAUAUGAACUCUGUACAUAGUGACCCUUAGAUUAUUUUUUUUGUCAUUUCAUUUUUUCCAGAUUUCAUGAUAUCACAUGUCCCAGCCUCGCUUGGAUGUAGAAUAUUGGCUUGUUUUCUUGUCAUAAUAACUUCAGACUGAUAAAAAAUGAACAGAAUAAACCUCGGAUCAUUUAAGCAUA